CAUUUGCACUUGCCUCUGCAAACACGCAAACUAUCCUGUGCGCUCAGCGCCUCCGUGCCAUCACCGAGCGGGGCUUUUCUGUUCCUCCUCGAGCCAGCAAACGGGUUCGGUGGAGGAGAGACACUUCAAGGUGUGAAUCCGAGGAGCGAUGUUUGCAGCAGAUUAACGGAGUUGUGUCGGAGGCACGCGGCGCGCACCGGUAGCGGGAAACACCUUGUUCUUUCGAGUCGAGACAUCUGGGAAGUGAAAUUUCAGAGUAGUUACAGGAAAUCAAUAAGCGUACUUGAAGCAGGGGCCAGCAGGUGUGAUUGCAGCGGCGAUGGAGUGGCGUCAGCAGUCUGCAGUCAGUUGCGAGCUGGCUUUUCUGGAGGCGCAGAGAUGGCUUGAGGAGGUGACAAAAAAGCAUUUUGGAAGUAAAAGCUUUCGAGUGGCCUUAGAGGACGGGGUCCUUUUGUGCGAUCUGAUCAACACAUUGAAGCCAGGCAUCAUUAAACGAGUGAACAGGCUCUCCACUCCCAUCGCAGGCUUGGACAACGUGAAUGUGUUUCUGAAGGCUUGUGAGAAGCUAGGGCUUAAUGAAGCGCAGCUCUUCCAUCCCGGAGAUCUGCAAGAUGUGUCCACACGCGUGACCGUCAGACGCGAAGAGACAAGCAGGAGACUGAAAAACGUUUUGAUAACUAUAUACUGGUUAGGACGGAAGGCCCAGUCUGAUCCCUUUUACACUGGACCACAACUCAACCUAAAAGCCUUUGAAGGAUUGCUGGGCACAGCAUUAUCUAAGGCUCUGGAGGAGACUGUGCAGUCCAAGUCGAGUGUGAGGGACAGUGGGUACGCGGAGGGCUGGUUCUCUGACAGGGAGGAUCUGUUCAGUCUGAAGCAGCCGGGCUACAGGAGAGAGGACUCAGUCGAGAGCCUGGACUCAGUGGAGUCUCGCACACUCAGCGCAGCUUCAGACUGCACUCUCAGAGCCGGCAGUGAAGGUUGCUGUAGUGACGCAGAAGCGGAGCAUUGUUUCAGGAUGGCAGAAGACCAUAAAAGUGAUGCUCCCAUCAGGGAGAGAGUACAUGUCCCAUCUGCCCUGAGAAAGAAAAGGCAGGAGUACCAGCAGGGAGACAGGAGUUAUGCAGGCAACCUCACUAGUGAAAGUGGGAGGGGCUUAUGCCACGAUCUCCCUCCUGCUUCUGCCUUCCUCCAAUGGGCAAGCAGUUACCAGAGUGACAGUGACUCUGAUGCGGAGCGCCCUGAACCAGACCUUGUGCAGGACGACCUAGCGGGUCGCAGAUUUCGCUCUCUAACCUCCGUGGCUCCUGUGAACUUUGCGAUCCCUUCAAAGCCUCUAGGACCCAGGGUGGCCCCUGUGGUGACCCCAAGUGCUAGGAAAUCAUGGCUCACCUUGUCAGACGCCUCGCGGCUGGCCGCAGUGCCGCCCCAGAGAUCAAACCAGAGCGUGUCAUCCGUUCCCUCUGUAAAUGGACGUGCUGGCUUUGAAACAGCCACUUUGGAGGAAGAGUUUCUUCAACAAACCCUAAACAAUGGUAUGAGUGACUCUGAUGAGGACCGAGGGUAUGCCGAUCCGGUGCUGGAUGACCUUUACACUCGACGAGUGCUCGUCUCGGAGCAUCAAACAUCUGUCAAAGCCGAUUCAGACAAGUUCCUGCCCAAAUACUGGACGCCUGAGGAAGAUCUGCACGUGAAAAAGAUCAGGCUAGGGUCCCAGCGCAGGCCGUGGUACAAGAAGAUGCAGGGCUUAAGAAGCAAAUCUACGGGUGACAUCACACUGGAGCCCAUUGCACAGGAAUCUGACACCUGCUCCAGCUUUGACAUGCUGGGGUCACGGCAUGUUCACCAGAGGUCUGUGGGAGAGGUGACCCUUGACCCCUCAGCUAUACAGAGAGUUCAGCAGGAGCAGUUACAGAGCAUCCGGGACAGAAUAAAGGAAAGUGAAGCCAGGUGGCAUGAAGAUCUGAGCAGGUGGAAGAGCCGGCGGCGUAGUACAAACUCUGACCUCCACAGAAAGCGUGAGGAGAGGGAGCAGAUUGAAAUAAUUACCAGUGGGGGAGGGACCAGUGCCAUCAGGACUGCACCACUCACCGGGGUGCCAGAGGAGAGCUCCAACAUGCCCGGACCCAUGAGUGAUGCGGGCUCCAGUGUCAGCAGUACUGGGUGGUCCACCACAUCACCCCUCACGAACGGGACAUCUUCUGCUCUGACCAGAGGCACUGACACAGAGACGACCGACUCAGCUGGUGAAUUCUUCACCCCUCCAUCAGCUGUUGUGCCUGAACAGAGUUCGCUAACCAUGGAUCCAGAAGCGUACGAGCAGCAGGGUCCAGACUUCAGCCGCCGCGCGAGUCUCCUGGAGAGCUUUUAUGCAGGGGGAGCACGCGUAUCUGCCACUCUACCCAGAGGCUAUAGAAGGUCAGAAGGUUCCUCACGCCUCUCCACGGGCGUCACACCACGUCCAUUUGGAGCCAAACCCUCCAAAGUGUCUCCAUUACCCAGAGUUUAUUCAAUGGAUGACUCUCAUAAAAGCCUGAUAAGUGGGAACAGAGAGCAUUCAAUCAUCCCCUCUUUCCUUAGUAGUCAAGGAAAGGUCACAGCCUCUGCUGACACGGGCCACUUUCGUUCAAGCACUCAUCCAAUCAAGAAGGAAGAAGAGAGAAGAGAUGGAAGGUUGUCAGCACCUCCAAUUAAUUCUUUUGCCACUAAAGUGUCUGUGGCCGCCUCCAGUGUACAAAAAUCUCCUGUUGCCUCUGAAAUCAGGGAUAUUAAGGUGGGUCAAAGUGAAAUGCGAGUCUGUUUGAAUCAGAAGCCAAACAGUGGGAGAGACUUCGGAUUCAAGGCUCACUGGGACUCAACUGGUGCUUGUGUGAAAUCUGUUCAAGCAGGCAGCCCAGCAGAGUUGUGUGGUCUGCUGAUGGGUGAUGAGAUUGUGGCGCUGGGUGGAUGCAGGGUGGCUGAAAUGAAUUAUGAGCAGUUUAAGGGCAGUAUGGAUACAGCACAGCAAAAGGGCACUUUACUGAUGGACAUCCGACGACACGGCCAGAACGACUGGGGCAGUGACCAACCUUCCCUACCGUACAAGAGCCAUAAGACCAUCAAUUUGACCAGUGCCAAUUCAACACUUAUAGGGCGGCCCGAGCAGUAUGUCUCGAUUAGUGCAACCUCUCCAGUGGAGACCAUGGUGAAGACGCAAUUCAACGGACAGGCUGCUAAUGGAGUGCUGUCUAAAAUGGUGAAUGGACGGAUCCAGGACAGUCCAGCUUCUCUAAGGAGCAAAGGUGGCUCGGAGUCUGCCAUCUCUGAUCUGCAGGUCCCCUCCAUCAGUACCACCUCCUCUCGCUGGUCAUGGGAUCAUGAAGAGGAGAGACGGCGGCAGGAGAAAUGGCAGAUGGAACAAGAGCGCCUCCUGCAGGAGAAGUAUCAACGUGAUCAGGAGAAGCUGGAGCAGGAGUGGAGGAGAGCUCAGCAGGAGGUCUAUGGAGAGGAGCACAGUGGUACUGAGGAGCUGAAAUGCGCAGAUGUCCUGUCAAACGGAAAUACUACUUAUAUUCCAUCGCCCUUCUUCAACCAAUCCGUUGGUACCGCUUCUGUGGCAUCCAAUCAGAAUACAGAGAAGGUGGAAGCAAUACAGAACAGACAGACUGCUGUACAAACAGCAGCAGCACAGCAGCCACUAAAGGAAGAAGAGGAGUGUGAUUCAACCACAAAGAGUCAGUGCUCCGAGGAGUCCUACGGGUUUGCCAAGCUUACGGUUUCUGACAGGACAAAGUCAAAAUCUACCCCUGCACUUCAAGGCCUUCACAAACAAGAUGCUAAAGCAGGAAGCGGUAAAAAGAAGGGACAGCUGUCAAAGGCAGAAAAGGAACGUCUGCAGAUCCUGGAGGAGAUGAGGAAGAAGACUCCGCUCCUCACUGACAACAGUUGGAUCCGUCAGCGCAAUGCUAGCAUCAACAAAGAACCCAUCACUGUGGGAACAUCAAUCAGGAGAUAUGAAUCUCUGGACAACCUCCACUCAACCAACUCUUCCUGGUCCAGGCAGUCCUACACUUCAAGUAUCGCAAACAGGCCCCAUUCUGCUUUGGGAAACACUGGCACUUACAGGAGUGGACGCAGCAGCCUGGGCCCUGAUUCAGCCAUCUUCUCCACCGGGCUUAAACAGAGCUCCUCGUUUGCCUCCAACUCUCCCGCUCCACCAUUCACAGCUAUGCCUGAGCCGUCAGGCCCUAAAUCCCGUCCAAACUCUCAGCAAAGUGGCAGGCUGGUCAGUGGCAGGCGGAUGUGCUCGAGGUGUGAGCAGCCUCUGGGGAAGGGAGCUGCCAUGGUCAUCGAUUCCCUGGAGCUCUGCUUUCACAUUGGUUGCUUCAAGUGUGUCAGCUGCAGGACUGACCUUGGGAGAGGGACUGAGUCCGGAGCUCAGGUCAGAGUCAGACACAGACAGCUCUUCUGUAACACCUGCUACAGCCGAAUCAGAGUCUGUUCCUCCGUCUCCAAGUGACCAGAAUGCUUUGCAACUGAUCGAAGAGGAGCGUACCACAGAAGCGGCCUCAGGAAUCACAACUAUUAGCACAACCUAACCACCGCAGCAGGCCUUAUCCACGCUUUCCUUUCACCGCUUUGACAAUCAAUAUUUUGAGACUGCUAUUUCUGUGAUUGUUCCCAUAUUAAGACCGCUGCAUAGUGACGAGUUCGAACGUGUCAUUGUGAUUACUGCUGACACCCCUGAGGUUGUUUCUGUGCUGGCUGACAUCCAUCUAGUAAGAAGUAAUUCUGAACAGUUAUGCAUUCCAUGUGGCAAGUGAUAACAUGUCUAAUGUGUCGAAUGACUUCUUAUUUUCAUUUUUGAAGCAGGUCCUUGCUGAGAAUCCUCAUCUCUUUAAUAUAAGCUUUCCUCAUAAUUAUUCAAUAAAUCUUGUAGCACACUUAUCGAGCACUUUUUUCCUUUUCAUUAGUAGGUAUCACAGUGGUGAUGGUGCAGGCAUUACGUUGUUGUUGUUGUUGUUUUCUGUACCAGUCAUUUAGGAGGAAUCUUAUUAUGCAACAAGCUGCUUAAUAGAAAUGUUUGAUCAGUCAUACUUACAGAUGUUAAAAUGCACUAUCCAGUAGGUGGCGCUCUGGCAUUUUUCUCUCCAUUUUAGUAGAUGCAGUGUUCUGCCAAUCAGAUGGCCUACACAUAGACGCUGUAUUGCAUAUAAUUGUAAUAUCAAAUUACCUGGGAUG
Messenger RNA from Puntigrus tetrazona (Sumatra barb), 5220 nucleotides. It is a transcript of the gene lmo7b, whose product is annotated as LIM domain 7b. Gene Ontology annotation, molecular function: protein binding. The transcript has 30 exons. The record is from RefSeq and is a predicted model, not a curated record. Gene Ontology annotation, biological process: regulation of signaling; regulation of cell adhesion. NCBI's taxonomy places the organism in Eukaryota, Metazoa, Chordata, Actinopteri, Cypriniformes, Cyprinidae. Bases 320 to 4498 code for a protein of 1392 amino acids.